UGGAGUCAUGACUUCCUGUUCAGAGGUUCUUUGCCUUCAACAAAGAUGGUGCUUAUGGUACAGGUUCCCUGACAGUUUGGAUUCCGGUUGCAGUUUUUUUUUUUUCCCUUAAGAUACUUGUUUGCAGACGGGAAAUGGAGGCUAGAGACAAGCAAGUGCUUCGUUCCCUUCGCCUGGAGUUGGGUGCAGAAGUACUGGUGGAGGGGCUAGUCCUCCAGUAUCUUUAUCAGGAAGGGAUCUUGACAGAAAGCCACGUUCAAGAAAUUAAAGCUCAAGCCACAGGUCUCCGGAAGACAAUGCUACUGCUGGAUAUCCUACCUUCCAGAGGUCCUAAAGCCUUCGAUGCAUUCCUAGAUUCCCUGCAGGAAUUCCCUUGGGUAAGGGAGAAGCUGGAGAAGGCAAGAGAAGAAGCUGUAGUUGAACUGCCUGCAGAUGACCGGAUGGCUGGAAUCCCCCCGCACAUGCUGCACAGCUCCCCGUCCGACCGGCAGAUCAACCAGCUGGCCCUGAGGCUGGGCCCCGAGUGGGAGCCUGUGGUGCUAUCUCUGGGGCUAUCCCAGACAGACAUCUACCGCUGUAAGGCCAACCAUCCCCACAACGUGCAGUCCCAGGUGGUGGAGGCCUUCGUGCGCUGGAGGCAGCACUUCGGGAAGGAGGCCACCUUCCAGAGCCUGCACAGGGGCCUCCAGGCAGUGGACGUGGACCCCUCGGUGCUCCAGCACAUGUUGGAAUGACUGGGCCCUCGUCCAUGCUUGGGGCUAGUCACAUGGCUGAAUGGAGACUCUCACCAGGGCAGGUAGAUUUGGGGGUGGGGUUGUUUCUUUGUCAUGGUGAUUUUUAGAUGAGAGGAAAUAGUGGAAUUUGCACUUGACGUUAGUUGACAAGCGGGAUUACUCAGGAGGGUUGCCGGAAUGAAUUGACAGUUGACUUUCUAAUUGCUCAAAUACUGCAUUUUUUGAAUUGUGCAGGUUUUAAUUGUGUGGUUGCCUUUUAAUAGACUGGUGAGUCCUACUCGUUAAAAAAAAAAAUACAGGUAUUCUGUGUAUAAAUCACCCACUUUUAUGUUGCCUGGGAACUCUACAGUGGAUUUAAUUAUUAAUGAUGACAAUAAUAAAAAAAAAUUGCUGUAUAUAAUGUAGCCCUUUCAUGAGAAAGUAUUGCUUUUUUUCCCCCCCUUUCAUUCUUGUAUUGCCUAGAUUUAGGGUAUAAAAUUACGGUAGUUGUGUCUUUGGAACGGAAUUGAUAGUAACAGUGGAAUAGUUACUUGCUCUAGUCAGGAUGAAUAGCUCAGGCAGGGUGUCUGCAUUGAAGUUAAGACACUAAAGCUCCCUGCAAAGACCAGUUCAAAUACCAGCAUGCAUACCUGAGCCCUUUAUCUUUAAAAGAUUUGCUUAAGAAAAUCCCGUGCCCUUUAUUUAAAGAACUGGAGGUUGGGGGACAGUGUGGUCUUUCUCCUGAAGCUGUGAUGAUUGACGCGUUGUGCUCCUAAGGUCUAUCUAUGACCUAGUCUUCUGACUUUUUAAAAUAACACAUGCUAUUUGUCAAAUGCUCUACUGUUUUCAAGGCCUUUAGUACAUAGGAUCUCACUUGGAUCUCACAAAAAGCCUGUGAAGUAGUUGAGCAAGAGGUGAGCUCCAUCCCGUAGCAAGAUGGAGUGAUUUACUAGCAGCGUCUCCCCGGACAAGUUAUUUCACUUCUCUAAGCCUCAGUUUCCUCAUUUGUAGAGUGAGGCAAUGACGGUCCUCACCUCCGAGAUAUUUGUAACAAGUGGAAGAAUAACGUCUGCCAUGGGCUCAUCCAGUGCCUGGCCCGUCGUCAGCUCUUGGGAAAUGGUAGCUGUUAAUUCUCUGCCGUGGCUAAACAUGGAUACAGUUCCCAGGUCAAGGGGAACAGUGGCUAAAGCUGAGGGUUCUGUAGGAGGAAGUGCUGUUACCAUGUUUCUGGUUAAGCUUUAAAAGGUGAUCUGCUUUUAUUAAUGCUAUUAUGAGUCCAAUAAAGAGAGUGCAGACUUCCCUGGUGGUCCAGUGGCUAAGACUUUGGCUCUCAAUGCAGGCUGCCCAGGUUCGAUCCCUGGUCAGGAAACUAGAUUCCACAUUCUGCAACUAGAAGUUUACAUGCUGCAGGUAAAUACCGAGGGAUCCUCAUGCCACAACUAAGGCCCAGGAUAGCCAAAUAAAUAAGUAAUAAUAAUUUAUUUUAAGCAGUAACAGGUGAACAUUCCCAUUUGUGAUCCAUCCUUUGGAAUAAUUGGAGAAUCUAUUUCCCAAUACCAACCUAACUAAAUUCUUCAAAGGGAAAAAUAUUCUGAGGGGAAGCAUAUGGAGUAGUGAGGCUUGACAGAAGGUAGGUCUUCAAGACGAUGACAGUGGUGUGUUAAUUACAUUCUGUCAGGUGCCUGGUAACCAUAUUCUCUUUCCUAAAAAGGAUCAGUUAUUUAACAGUCCAGCAGUUUGGCAGUUUGGCUCACUGGUCUUAUCACCUCUAAUUUUCCAUCCUGUAGUCCAGUCAUUAAUUCAUGAUCUUGUAAAAUCCUUACACUUUUGGCCUCAUCACUGCACUGAGUGACUGUACUUCCACAGUAUCUUCAAUAACUGCUUGUCACUUUGAACUCUGGACUUGCGUUGCUGUUCGUCCCCCCAGAUUUGCUAACAGAGAGUUAUUUCAGCUUUUGUUCUCACCACAUUUAUGGAUGAGUGAGUAUAGCUGGGCUGGACUGCACUCAGUUAGAUGACAUUUUAUUAGUGGAUCUAAUGACUAGGGGCUUCCCAGGUGGUGCUAGUGGCAAAGAACUCACUUGCCAGUGCAGGAAACAGGAGAGA
Molecule: messenger RNA, 2819 nt
Organism: Capra hircus (goat)
Lineage: Eukaryota; Metazoa; Chordata; Mammalia; Artiodactyla; Bovidae
Gene: CRADD
Product: CASP2 and RIPK1 domain containing adaptor with death domain
Exons: 3
Coding region: 135-734 (199 amino acids)
Biological process (GO): regulation of apoptotic process; signal transduction
Molecular function (GO): death domain binding; protease binding
Source: RefSeq, a predicted model, not a curated record